CGAGCUUCCAAAUUCUCUGGGAAGGACAUUUCAUGGGACUAUAUAUACCCUCUUGUCAAACUAGGCUGCCACCACACUCAUUUCUUUUUCUCUAUCUUUUGUUCUGCUCAGCUCGAUCUACCUACCUUGGUUCUUCUCUGUUCUGUUAUUUCAGUGCAGCAGCAGAAAAUGACCAUCCUCAUUGAGCAACCUGCCCUUGAGUUACAAGUUGAAGGCAACAAUGUGCAUGCUGAAGAAACCAAUGAGCUUGUAUUGGAAGGUGGAUUUCCAUUGCCAAAGGAUGGAUAUAUGGCCCCAGAAAUCAAUUCAUUUGGCCACUCCUUCAGAGAAUAUGAUGCUGAAAGUGAGAGGCAAAAAGGUGUGGAGGAAUUUUAUAGGUUGCAACACAUCAACCAGACAUAUGACUUUGUGAAGAGAAUGCGGGAGGAAUAUGGGAAAUUGGACAAAGCUGAAAUGGGCAUUUGGGAAUGUUGUGAGCUGCUGAAUGAAUUGGUAGAUGAGAGCGAUCCUGAUUUGGACGAACCUCAAAUUCAACAUUUGUUACAGUCUGCUGAGACCAUCAGAAAAGACUAUCCUAAUGAAGAUUGGCUGCAUUUGACCGCACUCAUCCAUGAUCUUGGAAAGAUUCUUGCGCUUCCUAGCUUUGGUGAGCUUCCUCAGUGGGCUGUUGUUGGAGAUACAUUUCCUCUGGGCUGUGCCUUUGAUGAGUCAAAUGUUCAUCAUAAGUAUUUCAAGGACAACCCGGAUUACAAAUGCCCUGCUUAUAGCACUAAAAAUGGGAUCUACACAGAAGGGUGUGGAUUAGACAACAUAGUGAUGUCAUGGGGACAUGAUGAUUACAUGUAUAUGGUUGCCAAGGCAAAUGGCACCACUUUGCCAUCUGCAGGAUUGUUCAUUAUCAGAUAUCAUUCUUUCUAUCCAUUACACAAGGAAGGUGCAUAUACUCACUUCAUGAAUGAAGAAGACGUUGAGAAUUUGAAGUGGCUCAAAAUUUUUAACAAAUAUGAUCUCUACAGCAAGAGCAAAGUUCUAGUUGAUGUGGAGAAAGUUAAGCCAUACUAUGUGUCACUCAUUGAGAAGUAUUUCCCUGCCAAGGUUAGAUGGUGAACCAUUUGAAUUCAAGCCAAGGUUUUGAGGAGAUUGAUAGAUAAUUAUUCUGGCGAGCGAGCAAUGUAUCAAAUAAUUUUAGUUCUUUUUUUCUUUUAUACAAGGAUUCAGACUGCACCUUAUUAUAUUGAAUUCACCCGCAAAAUUGCAAUCUUCAAAUAGUAAAAUUUCAUAUCCAGUCAAGAAAUAAAUAAAUGAUUUCAUAUUGCGAUGUCCGAA
Glycine soja is the source of this 1326-nucleotide messenger RNA. RefSeq names its product inositol oxygenase 4-like. The transcript is spliced from 11 exons. Gene Ontology annotation, cellular component: cytoplasm. Lineage: Eukaryota; Viridiplantae; Streptophyta; Magnoliopsida; Fabales; Fabaceae. Gene Ontology annotation, molecular function: iron ion binding; inositol oxygenase activity. The coding region runs from base 169 to 1107 and encodes 312 amino acids. The record is from RefSeq and is a predicted model, not a curated record. Gene Ontology annotation, biological process: inositol catabolic process.